AUGAUUUUUACAAAUCGACGAACAGUAAGAGCUCAAAAUUGGAGUGAUGGAUACUUUUUAGAUAUUUUACAUGAACCAAGUAAAGUAACGCACACCGUCCUUGGAGAACAAUUAGGUUGUGAAUUAAUACCUUACGAAGUGAUGGAAAGAUGGGUAGUUUUUGGUUAUUUAUUGAUAUAUCCUGAAUUAACUGAUGAAGAAUCAUUUAAUCGACUGAAAGUAGCUCUACGUCAUUCAUAUGUUGUUGUAUUGUUCAGAGAAGAGGUAAUUUAUAUUCAUUCUCUUCUACAAUCAUUUCUUGAAUCUUCAUGGGUUAAUAAAGUAGGCGCUAAGCGUAUAAAUGAAAUUAAAGAGACAUUUUCAAUUGCAUGUUCACAAACUCCUAAAAUGCAUGCUGAUAGACGAGCUUAUUUACGAUUAUCUUUGCGUCAACUUCAUCUUAUUUUGUCUGAUGAACCUGAUAUUAAUUGGGGUCCUAAGCCGUUUUUGCACCAAUUAAGAUUUACCAUUGUAUUUCCAAGUAUUUGUUCACAAGCUGUACAAUCUUGUCAUGAUUUAUGCCCGGAAGAACGUUCACAUAUUGGUCGUAAUGCUGUGAAUAUGUGUCGUCAUUUUUUGUCAAGAAAUUUGCUGAUAAACAUCUGUCUUUAUUUAUUUAAUCGUAUUGAUGAAUUUGGUUAA
Schistosoma turkestanicum is the source of this 681-nucleotide messenger RNA. The record is from the annotation of a GenBank genome assembly. NCBI's taxonomy places the organism in Eukaryota, Metazoa, Platyhelminthes, Trematoda, Strigeidida, Schistosomatidae.